This is a messenger RNA of Chinchilla lanigera (long-tailed chinchilla), 2686 nucleotides long. RefSeq names its product transmembrane protein 45A-like. The transcript has 6 exons. The coding region runs from base 107 to 955 and encodes 282 amino acids. NCBI's taxonomy places the organism in Eukaryota, Metazoa, Chordata, Mammalia, Rodentia, Chinchillidae. The record is from RefSeq and is a predicted model, not a curated record.
CAGUUCUUCCACCGAGGCAGAUUCUGGGUAAGCAGGCUGCUCGAGCAGUAAGCAGCUCCUUCCAGGAGUCUCAGGUGCUUAGUGGCACAUCUCCAGCACUCAGAGCAUGGGUGAAUUGAAGGCAGAUACAGCUGGGACCAUAGGAGAUUUCUCAGGUCAUCUAUUUGCUGGAUCAUUCUGCUUUAUUUUUGGUCUUUCGGAGAGUACAAAAUGUAUUCUGAAGUAUCUCUGCAAAAAGCAAAAGAAGACUUACUAUUCCAAAACACUAUUUUAUAAAUUAGAAAUUUUGGAAGGAAUUUUAAUAUUCAUCUUGGCCUUAACCGGCAUCUGUGGGUCAUUACUUUUUACUGGAGGAUCCCAUCUGCCUCUGUAUGAAGGAAACCACUGGAACAAGCUCAAGGACUGGCACCAUUCCACUGUAUAUCUUUUCAUUGGGUUGGUCGGUGUGGCUAAUAUCUUAUGCUUCACCGUCAGUUCACUUCCCGUCUCCUUAACCAAGUUAAUGAUGUCAAAUGCAUUUUUUGUGGAGGCUUUUAUCUUCUACAACCACACUUAUGGCCGGGUAAUGGUGGACAUGUUUAUGCACAACCUGGUGGGCCUCGUCUCCUUUGUGACAGGCUUGGUUGCCUUCAUUGAGCUCCUUACAGAGAACAAUAUACUUCUGGAGCUCCUCCGGUCAAACCUCAUCUUGCUGCAGGGGAGCUGGUUUUUUCAGAUUGCUUACGUCCUGUUUCCCCCAGAGGGAAAGACUACAUGGGAUCUGAUGGAUCAUGACACUAAAAUGUUUCUCUCCAUGUGUUUUUGUUGGUAUUGUGUAUUGGCCUAUAUCAUCAUUGGAGUGAAUUAUGCAUUUGUUGCCUGGUUGAUGAAACUCAGAAUGAGGAGGCUGUGCUCAUCAGAAGUUGGACUCCUGCAAAGUAACGAAUAUGAACAAGAAUUAGAAGAAGAGAUAUGAUUUGGAUGCGGGUUCCAUCUAUUUAGACAAAGCUUUUCUUUUUGCAUUAUUUUUUCAUAAGUUUGUUUUUUAACACUUUGUGUGCAGAAUAGCUGUCUAACAGUGAUUCUGUACCAUAUAUAUUUUCAAUUUUGCUAAAGCAUUUGAAUUUAAAUAUUAUCCUUUUAACUUUGAAAAAAUACACUGGGAGAUGAGUUCAUGCUGUAUAUCAUAGUAUUCAGGAGCUAGAGUGACUUUUCUAAUAUCAUCUAUAGUUUGAUACCAAUAUUGUGAAAAUUACUUAUUUGUAGAUUAUUUGCUUAUAGAUAUGAUGAAUGUUUCUGGGCAAAUGGUAGCAACCAUUUGUGACUGAUUAUCUUGUUUUUCUUGCUAAUUUAAUGAAAAACAAAUUAGAAAGUAUACCUUUGUGCAUGUACCUCGAAUUUCCAUUUUCACUAGUAAGCUAUGCCUCACCCUUGAGUGAUGAAGAAGAUGCACAACACAGAAAUUUCUUUCUGUGGGACAUCGCUCUCUCUUUUUGGAGCAUCUGGGUCUUCCCUGAGAAAGGUAUACCAGAAGACCUCUGUAAGCGUGGGAUCUUUUGGAGAGGAGGAAAGUGAUGGUCCCUAGGACAUGUGGUCGCAAAGUCAACACCAGAAGUGUUGCAGUAUUAAUGGCAAGAGUACAAGGCACCAUCACAGAACAGACACCAUGGCUUAGCUUCUGUUAAAGUAGGUACAGGAGAAAAGCAAGCAAAAGCCUUCCAAAUCACAUCUGCCUGAAAAUCAGAACCUUCAAGCAGUGUGUGGGCUGAGUAGCUUGCUGUGGAGAGCCAGGGAAUUUUGUUUUAAUUCUCUCCACAAUUACCCAACCUUCAGUUCUCUAGGAAUCACUACGUCUUUUCCCUAAAGUAAGCAGUGUGAAUCAGGCGGGACUUUCUGCCUGUCCUACAGUCAGAAUUUCAAAAAGGAGGCACGUACACAGCUAAUGUAGGACCAGCUUAGAAAAGCCAGUCUUGACCUGAGAGAGAAAGAGUUUAAAGAAAUCCUGAGGGAUGACCCAUAUGUGGAGAGAAGGGGGCAAUCUUCUGGUCAGUUGAAGAUGCGACGUGAACAAUUAACUGAAGGCUCCCUGGCACUCCAAAACAUAGACUGUUCCAGAAGCUGCCCCGUCUGGUACACAUUGCAGUGACACUGAAAAAGAGAUCAGCAGAUGCUUCAAGGCCAAGAACUAGACACGAUUUAUGUAAGAUUUGAAAGAAACUGAUAUGAGUGACUGUCUUGAGCAAUGCAAGAAAUAUUAGCUCACUUGUGGGAUAUUAAAAUGUUCAUACAUCGUGGCCCUUGAGGGGAGCACGUGCUCUGUACCAGGGGUGUCCAAUAUCUCAGAGCUCUUUUCUCAUUCAGCAAGAUUCUACAUCUUUGGCAAAUCUGAGUUUCAAAGCCGUGAGUGAGCAGUCAGGUGCAGUUACUUGCAUCUGGGUUGCUUGUAUGGAGGACUGAGCAGUGAUUCUAUGGAAUUACUAGUAUGAGUUAGAUUAAGUCUGGACUUUUGAAAAUUGAUAAAUUGAAAUGUUCUUCAGCUUAUGAGAGAGAAGAAAUAUACACUGCCCUCAUCUCUAUACACAGAGAAUACCAUCAAGACCCAGCCUAAGUGAGUUCUCAGAAGAGGAAUGUUUGGUUCAAGUCUAAGACCACCUUAUUUGCACCAUCUGCCUCUGGUCCUUGAAAUAAACAAGACAUUUAAAAACCA